Seminavis robusta is the source of this 933-nucleotide messenger RNA. The record is from the annotation of a GenBank genome assembly. Lineage: Eukaryota; Bacillariophyta; Bacillariophyceae; Naviculales; Naviculaceae.
CCUUCGACACGUCAUCAUGUCUGCGAAUUGCGUUCGAGCUUUCGAGGUUGAGCUGCGAUCUUUGAAGGUCAACUUGAUUGGCCGUGCUUUUUGCAGGAGACGCAAGUCGCAGCUCCAUCAUCACAAUCUGCUCAAUAUUCCAGUGUGUAUCAAGAUGGCCCCUCUCCGAACUCUCGCUGCUCUUCUCUGCCUCACCGGCGCCUCUGCUUUCGUCCCUGUCAAGCAACAGGUGAACAGCCCAACUGCAUUGAACAUUAUCAAGCCUGAGGUCUACUCUGAUGCUGUAGCCGACUGGGAGCAGCAAUUCCCUGGCUUUGCCCAGUGGGGAUGGGGACCUUCCGUCCAGGCCGAAAAGUGGAACGGACGUCACGCCAUGUUCGGAUGGUUCUUCAUCUGCGCCACUGCUUACUGCAAGGGACACGGAUUGAUCCCUGAUGCCGACAUGGCUCUUGACUUCAAGGAAUGGGGAACCCUCGCCACCAUCUCCGGAAAGAACACCAUCACCAACGAACGUGCCAUCAUCCUCAUCGCCAACGCCCACGCCUUCGGAGUCUCCCUAAUGGCAGCCAUGUGCCCCAUGCCCUUCAGUGAUCCUCUCUUUGCCGACAAAAACAGCCCCAACUACGACAAGAUCAUGGCCCAAGAAGGAUACGGAUACUUGCCCGCUUUCAAGACCGGCCUCACCGAGGAAGCCGAAAUUAUCAACGGACGUUUGGCCAUGGUUGGACUUACCUCCCUUGUCACCUACACCGCCAUCUCAGGAAAGGGCAUGAUCGACAUUGUCAACGAGUGGGUUGGUGGAGCAUACUACUAAACACCUGCUUAAUUGUGUGUGUUUGUAGCUAUGCCAUGCUCAUUGCUACUGACUGACCUUUUGCAUAGAUCUUGUACUUACAGUAAGAUUAGUCUUGGCUAGUAUAGACCUACAAGCGC